AGAGGCGAACCUUGUGCACCCAGACUCAUGACACAAACAUAGCUCCGACAACAGUGAGCAGGGCGGCGGGGGUGGGUGUUCCGCAGUAGUGGACGCACUGAAACAGGAAGGUGGAGGAAUACGUUUCCCGCUUCAGCUGGAUUCCUGUGAAAGAUGAGAGGAAGGAGCAAGGGAAUACGUGUGUUGAGAGAAGUCCUGCGUGGAGCCUGAUGGCCCUUGAAUGAGGUCUUUCUGCAGCCCGUCAUCCUUCAGACGCUCCUCAACUUUGCUGAAAGCUGGCAUGGAAGACGGCAAACGGCUCUGAAGCACUCACAGAAGGAAGUCGGGAAGUUUACAAAGUAUUUUUGGUCUGGAAACCAGGAGCUUGUAUCGGGAGCCGAGGGUCACCGGAGACGCCAUGGAUGAGCCUGCAGAGGGACCCGGGGAGGCCUCGGUCGGCCAGGCUCUCUCUCAGUUCCACACCACCUUACAGGCUGCCGUGAGGGAGGUGCACAUGGACGUGAGCGCUUUCAAGCAGCGCAUCGAGCGACGGAUCGACGAGCUGUACGUCUCCAACGGGCCCCUGGCCGAGGCGGUGAGCCGGCUGCAGGAGGAGAACCUCCAGCUCAGCGCCAGGCUGGAGUCUCUCGGCCGGCUGGUGGAAGGCCUCACCGGGGUAAAGGUCGGCAGGACCCCCGGUGAGAAGGCGGCGACCGAAGAAGGCUUGGAGAACGGUCAUGUGCAGACGCAACCCUCGACCCGAGAGUACCAGGCGGUUCUGGUCAGCGCCGCAGGAUCAGAAAACGACCAGUCGUCUUCCACGGCCUCUGAACCAGCAUCUGAUGGUGCCGCUUCUUCUUCUGCUGGCGCCUCCGUCGGCACGUCAGCCCCUCACCCGUGGAGAGCAAAGAGGCAUCCAGACAUGAAUGGAACCGAUGCAAAAUCAGAUACAAACGUCACCCAUGCAGCCGCGGCGGCCCAAGAGCAUCACAAACAACCAGAAAAUACCUUAGUGAACUCUGAUGUUACCAAAACCACUGAAGCUCCUGCCCUUUCUCACUGGCCUGUGGUCGCCAUGACCAGACCCAACCCGGAUCCUGCUGCCAUGGAAACGCCCUACACGACCGACCAGGAAGAAACGGGUCCUCCAACCAAACCACAUGUGCAUCACACCGUGUCGGCUAAAGCCGACCCGGAGGAGGCAGCAGCUACUCCGUCUCCCGUCCCAGCGGCCAGGACGACCAAAGACUUCAGACUACCCGAAUCUAAUGGAAAAUAUUUUGAUGAGCCCCGGCCUCAUCUCCCCGUCACUGCCAUGACAACUAAACCCACUUCAGAAGGUUUUCCUGCCGCCAAACCUGCUCAGUCUGCAGCAUCGGCGCCUACAGCAACUGGGGAUUCGUUUAUGAGAGGAACAUCUGGGGUGCAGGAGUUGAGCUCCCCGUCAGAAGCUGCUCCUCAGGGUUUCCCUCAUAUUCCCGUCACAGCUGCCCCCAGGAGCAGCUCCGAGGCUCCGGCUGCACCCAGACCCAACCAGAACCCUGCUCCGGGUCCCAAUCCUUCAGCCCCGGAAUCCCCAACUAUGAAACGAGGAGAGUAUCCAUUUAAACGAGACGUCAGCGAACCCAAACCCUACCUGCCGCCGUCGUCCAAGCCGAACACGGAGUCUGCACCGCUGGCCGGACCGGCCCAGUCCCCAGCAGUCCCAGCGCCACUGGAGCCAGCACUGAAACCGGGGGAAUAUCCCUUUAAGAGAGCUCCAGUUCUUAAGUCCCCCAGUCCCAGUUUAAAGAGAAGCGUGAGCUUUCCCCAGUCUGCAGAGAAAUUACUUCCCUCCAAAUCAAUUAUAAAGUCUGGAUUCUCCCCUAGUUUGGACAAGAAACCUAACAAGCCGGGGGGACUUGAGUUUAAGCAGGACGUGAAGAAGAAUCAGGCGUUUCCUCGCUCCAACAGCGCCCAAGCCAAGCGGGCCUUGUUUGAAAGGAUGAACUCGGACCCGAUGAAGCCAAAGGAGUCCAAGCCCAAGCUGAAGCGCUCCCAGAGCUUCGGCGUGUCCAGCGCCAGCGGCAUCAAACAGAUCCUCCUGGAGUGGUGUCGCUCCAAGACCAUCGGCUACCAGAACAUCGACCUCCAGAACUUCUCGUCCAGCUGGAGCGAUGGGAUGGCCUUCUGCGCCCUGGUGCACUCCUUCUUCCCUCUGGACUUCGAUUACAACAGUCUGAAUCCGACGAACCGCAAGCAGAACCUAGAGCAGGCCUUCACCACCGCAGAGGAGCAGGCCGACUGUCUGCGGCUGAUCGAGGUGGACGACAUGUUGCAGAUGGGGGACAAGCCGGACCCCAUGUGCGUCUUCACGUACGUCCAGUCCCUCUACAACCACCUGAAGAAGUUCGAGUGACUCUGUAUCAGAGUCGGUCACCAAACCUACGCGUGAACGCUUCAGAAGCCUGAGACCGGAGGCCACAUGCAGUUUUCUGUGACGUGUUUGUGUGUGUUUGUACAGUGAUGAAACGGAUGUUGCACUUGUGUGAUGAAGGUUCCCGCUGAUCCGUCAGUAUCCGGGAACAUGAGCGAUCAAUGGCAGGCAGACUUGAUAAAGUGUGUGUUUGAAGUUAAUUAGGAGCACCUCCUAUCAGUGAUAGUGAUUUGCACAUUUUCACUGUAAAUGUUUACAUUAAUAAUCCAUAAAAAUAUAUAUUUAAUUCAAUAUAAAUGGAUAUAAACAGUAA
This is a messenger RNA of Cololabis saira (Pacific saury), 2708 nucleotides long. RefSeq names its product smoothelin, like (gene smtnl2). Gene Ontology annotation, molecular function: protein binding. The record is from RefSeq and is a predicted model, not a curated record. The transcript has 14 exons. Gene Ontology annotation, cellular component: filamentous actin; microtubule organizing center. NCBI's taxonomy places the organism in Eukaryota, Metazoa, Chordata, Actinopteri, Beloniformes, Belonidae. The coding region runs from base 398 to 2377 and encodes 659 amino acids. Gene Ontology annotation, biological process: actin cytoskeleton organization.